AUGUAAUAAAUUUCUUAAAAAAUAUCAAUAAAAGAUUACUAACUCCCUGAAUAAUUAUCAUCAACUGCACACACUUAAGUAUAUAAAUGUAAAAAAGACGAAAACUACUACGCAAUAAAAAUAAUACUUACUAAAGAGGCAAAAAAGCGUGCCAUUAAGGAAAUAAAUGUCUUAAAAAAAUUAAAAGGUAAAUUAUUUAUAAUUUAAUACAUUGAACAUUUCGAAUAUAACGACAAUAUAUGCUUUAUAACGGAAUAUUUUCCUAGUAUAACCUUAUUAUAAUACUUGGUAAAAUAAAAAUAAUGCCGCCUAUAGUCACAGGAAGCUCUUUUUAUAUUUAGAAACAUUUUAGAUGGUUUAAGAACUAUUCACACAAACAAUUUGAUCCACAGAAAUAUAAAACUAGACAAUAUACUAAUAAACGAAAUAGAAAAAAUACCCUAAAUUUGCGGUUUUGGAAUAUCUAAAGCCCUAAAUAUGAAUGAAUUAACCUGGUCUUUAUUCGGAUCUUUAAGUUUUACAUCUGUAGAGAUAUUAUUUGAUACUCCCUAUAAUUAUAAAACAGAUAUAUGGUCUUUAGGUGUGGUUUUAUUUGCUCUAACAUGCGGAUAAUUACCUUUUGGAUCGGAAAUGACUAAACAAAAUCAAUUAAAGAAUUUAAAAAAAGUCUGCACACCCCUUUUUUUAUUCAAGAAUGUUAAAAAUAUAUGCGAAAACCUCAAUAUGUUGAUUUUGGUGAUUAGAAUGAAUAAUGGUAAUUUUGAUGUUUAAGUAUUAGGAAAUUCAUUAAACUAAAUAAACGAGAGAUAAUGCAGAUUUUAAAUAGAGGAAAUUUUUAAAAAUUUCCUUCCAAAAUUAAAUUUAAAAGAUAUAGAACAAAAUAAAUUUUUAUGA
Molecule: messenger RNA, 894 nt
Organism: Ichthyophthirius multifiliis
Lineage: Eukaryota; Ciliophora; Oligohymenophorea; Hymenostomatida
Product: protein kinase domain protein
Exons: 3
Biological process (GO): peptidyl-serine phosphorylation; autophagosome organization; autophagy
Cellular component (GO): cytoplasm; autophagosome
Molecular function (GO): ATP binding; protein serine/threonine kinase activity
Source: RefSeq, a predicted model, not a curated record